AUGCCUCCGGACCGGUCUUCCUUCAAAGCCUUGAACACCCCUCAGGAAUCAGUGCCGCAAUGGAUGGGCUCGUUCGACCUGUCGGCAGCUCCAAACACCGAUUUAUGGCGGAAACCGCCCUGCCGGGACACCUCCACCGCACCGAUUCUGUACACGUCGCUUCGGCACCGUUUCACAUCUGCUGAGGUGACGGUGAGCGCUGACCUGGAGUUCGAGUGGGAUCAGGCAGGAUUAGUGAUCUUCGCCGGGGCGCCUCCGGGACGGGAAGAGCGACCCGGAGGGGUGGAAACGGUAAUCGUACCUUCGAUCCCGGCUACAGAGCGCGAUGUGUCAUCCUUAGUAUCUGCUAUUUCCAUUGACUCGGAUUCUCCGUCCCCACUGUCAACCAGUGGGACUCCACCACCGAGGACACCUGACUCGAUGAACUCAGCGACUCUUCAGAUAGAUCAACUUGUUGAUCACGUCCAAGCACCCCCUCCGUACCCUCACGCUGUCCCCGCAUCAAAAUGGAUCAAACUCUCUCUGGAACUCUCCUCCAAUGCUCCUCACGCGACCGCUGUCGUCGCCACCCCCGAUGGCGCCGACUGGUCUGCCACCACGCUCCCCGGCCAAGGACGAUUUGAAAACGGCCCGGCAUUUCCUGACAGUACGCGACCGGCCAUGUCCGCGACGCCCGCGCGCCUCGGCGACGCGCUCUGGCUCUGGUACCAGCCGCUCCCCGCACCUGCGGGCCCGCGCCCUGGCGAGUGGGUGAAGCUGCGGGAGGUGACCUGGUUUUUCUUCGGGGUGGAAGAUAAGGUGAUUCGGGUGGGGGUGUAUGCGAGUCGGCCGGCGAGC
Messenger RNA from Eremomyces bilateralis CBS 781.70, 837 nucleotides. RefSeq lists its product as uncharacterized. The record is from RefSeq and is a predicted model, not a curated record. The annotation marks the transcript as partial. NCBI's taxonomy places the organism in Eukaryota, Fungi, Ascomycota, Dothideomycetes, Eremomycetales, Eremomycetaceae. The transcript has 3 exons.